AUUUGUCAUACAAAUAUGUCUAACUAUCAAGAAAUAGUUAACUUAAACGUUGGUGGUACUAGAUUUUCUACUUCGUGGCAUACAUUAACCUGGGUACCUGACACCUUUUUCACUGCUUUGCUUAGUGGAAGGAUACCCACUGUCCGAGACGAAACUGGGGCAAUUUUUAUAGACAGAGAUCCACAACUGUUUGGUUUAAUAUUAAACUUUCUUAGGACCAGAGACAUAGAUCUAAAUAAUGUGAAUAUAAGAUCUCUUAGACAUGAAUGUGACUACUUUGGUAUUACUCCUCUUAGUAGGAGAUUAGCUCUAUGUGAUGAAAUGAACCAUUCUUCAUGUGGUGAUGUGCUUUUCUAUGGAUAUUUGCCACCACCAUUAAAUACAGCACUACCUAAUAAUUCACGAAGUGGUAAUGGAUGCUCAAGAAAGAACUCCACUGCUUCUAGCACAGAAGUUACUGGCAACAGAACUCAUUCUAGGAACUCUUCAUUGGACUUACGUACUGUUGGAAGGAUACCAUCACAAGAUCAAUUAAGCCGUUGUGGCAGAGGACAUUCAAGAGCUGCAUCCUUAGGCAAUGCAGAUUCUCAGAAGGGGCUAAGGCCACCUGAGAUAAACACAUGGUCAGACAGUAUGAAAGUACAAAUUAUAAAGGCGCAUCACAACUGGAUUGCUGUAGCCUAUUCUCACUUUGUAACAGGAUACAGCCGCGAUCGGACCAUAAGAUUAACAGAUUCCUGUGGCUGGUAUGUUGUUUUCCAAUCUCCUGUUCAAGACUCUGUUAUUGAGAGAAUAGCACUAAAUGCUAAAACGGGAGGGGGAAGCACAAACGCAAGUGGGAAUAAUGCCACAGGGACUGACGUCAUGCUGGGUGUUGCUAGUGGCUCUUUAGUCCGUUUGUGGGCUUUUUCAACCCAUUGUGAACCUGUAAGAAGAACAUUAAUCGGAACGUUUAACCUGGGGGUACGCGUGGAGCACCUAUUGUUUGUGGGCCCCCAACUGGUCGCCCUCAGCGGCGCCGGCAGCCGCAGCAAGGCCGGUGUAUGGCACACGAGUACGCAGCACUGGCAGACGCAAGACGUCGCCCAUCUCACCACUUACGACACUGCCGGCUCAUUUUUACUACUCGGCACUGCUACUGGAGCCAUAAAUUAUAUCGAUAUGCAAAAGUUUCCGCUUCGCAUGAAGGAUAACGACUUACUUGUGACACAAUUAUACAAGGAUCCAAACCAGGAACCUAUCACAGCGAUAUCUGUAUAUUUAACACCAAAAACGAAUCUUUGCGGCAACUGGAUAGAGAUAGCGUACGGUACUCGGUAUGGAUCGGUGCGUGUGAUAGUACAGCAUCCGGAGACUGUUGGUCACGGACCGCAACUGUUCCAGACUUUCACUGUUCAUCAGAGCCCCAUCACAAAGGUAUCACUAUCAGAGAACUACUUAAUAUCAGUGUGUAGUGAAUAUAAUCACGUGAGAUCAUGGAGAGUGACGAGGUUCAGGGGAAUGAUAUCCACGCAACCUGGUACAACGCCCAAGGCAGCAUUUAAAGUGUUAGCCCUAGAAGCUCCUACUGCGCAGCCGCAUAAUGACUGUGGUCCUUAUGGUGAACAAGAUGAGGAACAAAUAUUUAUACAAAAAGUUGUACCUGACACGGACACACUGUAUGUGCGAUUAGCUUCUAACGGAAGAAGGGUGUGCACGAUCCGUUCCGUGGACGGUACGUCGGUGUCGUGUUUCGUGGUGGCCGAGUGCGAGGGCGCGCUGCGGCCGCGGCGGCUGCUGCUGUGCGGCCACCGGUCCGGCGCCGCGCAGAUGUGGGACCUCACCGCGCCCAUCGACCGCGCCGCCCGCACGCCGCCCACCGCGCAGCCCAACGGAGGCAACGCCGCCGCCGCCGCCACCGCCGCCACAGCGGAAGGUGAAGAAUCUCCAGUGCCGGACGGCGGUCCGACUCCGGACGAGUUGGUCCGCCUGUUGUCCGCGUGCGAUCUGGACGCGUCGCCUGUACCUGUACUGCCGCCGUCACCUAACAGACCGAUACAGGCGCCAUGA
Diatraea saccharalis (sugarcane borer) is the source of this 2049-nucleotide messenger RNA. Lineage: Eukaryota; Metazoa; Arthropoda; Insecta; Lepidoptera; Crambidae. The record is from the annotation of a GenBank genome assembly.